GCAAGUGCCAAACGAUCCUCAGGACGUGAUGCUCCCGACAACCACUAAGAUGUUGGAACUUGAAAUAAUAAAACUCAAAGAAACUGUAGGCGCUUAUAAAGAACAGAAUGCGUUUCUGUCUCAGGAAAUAGUCGAAUUAAAUAACUUGAGAACUAACGACUCCAACGACAAGAAACGACUUGAAGGUAAGAUACAAGAGCUUGAAGCAGAGUUAGUCAAAGUCCAGUCCAAGUACGUCAUAUUACUGAAGGAAGCUCAGACUCCUAAACACAGCCAUGAUUCAGAUGUUGUUAGUCAAAUGAUGGCAGAAGCAAUGGAACAGCAAGAGACUGGAAAGGAUAGAAGCAGUUCUGAUACCCAGUAUGAUGCGUACGGUUUCAAGUACGAGAAACUCGAGGCAGACCCUGAUGAGUCUCUGGACUCUUACGCUAAGAGACUGGACCAAGCCCAGCAACCUGACGAAGCCCUAGCUAGUCAUAUCGCUAAGUGGGAUCACUUCAUGGCCCAGUACACUGGAGGCAGGGAGCUAGUGUCUACUGCUGAAUUGAAGUUGUUAAUUAGAGGGGGCGUACCCAUGCAGCAUAGGGGGCGUGUCUGGAAAUUCUGUGUCAGACGAACGAUUCAAAAUCGAUAUAUACCAGGAUUCUAUCAUCAAAUAUUAGCAGAUAAUGCCAGCAAGACGUCAGUUGCUUUGAGUCAGAUUGAGUUAGACUUGUUAAGAACACUUCCAUCAAAUAAAUAUUACAAUCACGCAUCAGCACCUGGUAUAGCAAAGUUAAGGCGGGUGCUAGUUGCAUACAGCUGGUAUGAUUCGUCAGUCGGUUACUGUCAAGGGCUUAAUAGACUGGCCGCCAUUGCACUUUUAUUCCUCGAAGAAGAGGACGCCUUCUGGACUCUGGUUGCUGUGGUACUUCAUUUAUUACCUCCGGACUAUUACGACCUCUUCAUCGAUAACUUCCCAAUCGAUACCACUCUCAGGAUUUGGGAUACUUUUUUAUACGAGGGCAGUAAAGUUUUAUUCCGCUAUGCCAUGGCUGUCUUCAAAGAGAACGAGGAAGAAUUACUGAAACAGGAGAACUCGAUACAAAUAUUCAACAAGAUGAGAACAAUGGCUCAGCGAUCGUCAAACAUUAACAAAUUAACUCAAAUUGCAUUUCAUGACCCAAUGAUGAGAAACUUUUCCAAAAAGAAGAUAACACAGAGAAGGGACUACCAUCGAUCCUUAGUACAGGCUGAGCAGAACUCCAUUGAAGUCGAGAGAGUGAAACGGAAACAUGAUUCUCCAAGAUACAAUGAUGUCGAUAGCGAUGAUGAUGAUACAUGAAAGAUAUUUCAAUAAAUAUUAUUUUAUAGACUUUUAGCAAUGUAAGUUCACACUUACCCACGGAGUGUGUUUUAUCAUUAUUUAUUAUUAUUAUUAUUGUUUUUUAAAACUGUUUUUUCUUUUCUUUCACUAUAAUAAUUCUGCUGAUUUUUAUAGUAAUAUUGGAAAAAAUGUUUUUUAUUACACUAUAA
Amphimedon queenslandica is the source of this 1515-nucleotide messenger RNA. RefSeq names its product TBC1 domain family member 2B-like. The coding region runs from base 29 to 1324 and encodes 431 amino acids. The record is from RefSeq and is a predicted model, not a curated record. Lineage: Eukaryota; Metazoa; Porifera; Demospongiae; Haplosclerida; Niphatidae. Gene Ontology annotation, molecular function: small GTPase binding; GTPase activator activity. Gene Ontology annotation, biological process: regulation of GTPase activity. The transcript has 15 exons.